AUGCCCGGACAGCCGAAAAGCCUGGUGAAUGACCGCUUCGAAGACGAAGGUGACGUCUCGAUUGAGUACGGAGCAAAAUGGCAGAGACUGCAACGUCUGAUCAUGUACGGCAUAUUGCAGAUGCAUCCGACCAUGUUUGAUGCACUCGAAAACACUGCGCGAACGGUGGGAAGUAGAAAAGAGGCUGAUGUAGGGAUGCAGAGAUAUAGAUCGUCGCCGUUGGGAACUUUUUCCAGCUGCCUCCUGGAUCUGCGGAUGUUGCGGCUCCAGACUACGCCUUCAGCCAUACUCUAUGGAGUGCCACUUUUUCCGGCCAACUGGAUGGAGAUUUCUCAGGGGACUCUUGCAAACCAAGUUCGAACUUGUGGACAUGCUGGGUCGGCCGCGAACAGAAAGGCUGCCUGCAAAGGGCAAGAGGUUUAUAGGCUUGCUGGGUGGUCCUAUACCGACCAGGUGCGUGGAAUUGUGUUGAGCUCAAGUGCAGGCGAGAGCGUCGAUCCUGACCGGCCUCAAACACUCUCAGGGAACUUAGUUUGCUCCAAGGCUCGAGAUAAGGCAGACGUAGCCGAAGGUACGAAUGUCUCGCGCGUAAAUUGCAGGAGCUGGCUCAAGGCGUACGUGACAGGAUCGCUCUGA
Messenger RNA from Rhizoctonia solani, 636 nucleotides. RefSeq lists its product as uncharacterized. The record is from RefSeq and is a predicted model, not a curated record. The coding region runs from base 1 to 636 and encodes 211 amino acids. Lineage: Eukaryota; Fungi; Basidiomycota; Agaricomycetes; Cantharellales; Ceratobasidiaceae. The transcript is spliced from 4 exons.